GGAAAAGGUAUACACUGAGAGGUUGUUCUUGCGAUGAAAGAAUAGAGUAACUCACAAGUUACUAGACAUCAUCAUUAGCAUCAUUCUGAUCAGAACACACAUUGGAUUCCUGUUCUUGCAUUUCCUCUUCUUGACUCCUGCACCUAUUCAUCCGAUGAUCAUUCUUUCAGUUUCUCUAUUACUUUUCUUGAGCUGGUUAAAAUAAUAAUAACAAUCAUGGUGAUAAUAUCAACGCUGUGGUACAGAAUUGCCUCUAGCAGGUAAAAAAAGGCAAACAAGAACCAUAUCAAGAAACAGAAAACAAAUCUUUCAAGUGAAUCCAAAUUCAACGUUAAUCGACACAAUGUUUCUAACCCUGCAACACUUAACUUUCCACAUUAUAGCAUCACUAUUAUUGUUGAUUAAUCAGUUAACUUUGUACAAUUGUUACAUCCAUCUUCCUGAUCGUCAAAUAAACCAACAACAACAAGAACAGCAACAAUCAAUGCUAUCGCCAUCUUCUGCAUCAUCAGCUAAUUUCCAAUCAACUUCUUAUUUUAAAAACAAUAACAUUGACAACAAUAGUACUCAUAAUACUCAUCUUAAUGGGACCAGUGCCAAUCAUGAUUAUACGAAUAAAAUUUUGAAACUAAUCGGAAUUGGUGACCAUGUUCAACGACGAACUCGCCAUUUAACAACUCCACAAUUUAUGAUUGAUUUAUAUAAAACAUUAGCUGAUCCAGUGACUGGAUCAAUAAGACGAUCAAAACCUUAUCAAGCAACUACUAUUUGGGCCUUCCAUCAUUCAGAUUUUCAUCAAAACCAUUUACAUUUCCAUUUUAAUGUAACACCAGACAAAUUUGUGGGUAAACAGAUUCUUGAAGCUGAAUUUCAUAUAUUCAAGUUGAAACCCAAACAUCGAUUGAUUAACCAAAUACAUUCAAAAAGCAUCAAAACUCAACUCCUUGAGGUUGGAAUCUAUCAAUUGUUGAGUUCAUCUAUUGAUGGAAAUAAGAAGCUUCUUGAUUCAAGGCGAAUGAGCUUAAACUCAGUUGGAUGGGAAAUGUUUUACGUGAAACAAGCUUUAAUCAACUGGAUUAAGGAUAACUCAACAAACCAUGGUUUAUUGAUCACGGUUAAAUCACUCUCUGGAGAAGAUAUGGAUAACCAUUUGAUUCGUUGGUUCAACGGACAUCAUCAUCAAAUCAAUAAGAGGCCAAUCCUUGUUGUUUAUACCGCUGAGAAGGGACACAAAAGUGUAAUACCUAAAAACAAUACAAACCAAGACUUCUCAGCCAAAGUAUUCUCGCAAUUAUUUUUGAAAUAUGGUCAGCCAAGUGAGUCAGAAUCUUCCGAAAAUUCCUAUGAAGAAAAUCAAAAUCAUCAUCAUUCCUUGUCUGGCAAUACCAAUGAUCUUAUAAAUUUAGAGUUGCCAGUAAUUAAUCAUUUAUCCUGUACAAGAGUUGGCUACACAGUUGAUUUAGAUAAAUUGGGCUGGACUCGAUUCGUUAUUUAUCCUAAAUCAUUGGGUCUUUAUCGAUGCCAAGGUGGUUGUGAUCAUCUCAUUGACUCUAUUUCUUCCGGUCUAGAUGGUUUUGGAGAUUAUGAGCUAACCAAAGCUAAAUUAAGUAGACAUGCCGCUAUUCAAAGUUAUAUCAAUCAACAGCAAUCACUUGGAGUUAAUCCGGUUUCGUGUGUACCAACAGAAUUAGAAUCACUUGAUAUGCUUUAUUUUGCCACUGAUGGUACAGUAAUCCUUCAACAAGUCGAUGAUAUUGUUGCUUCACAGUGCGGAUGCCAGUAAAGUCGGACAAUCAAUGGACAUUCUACAGAUGAAGGAUUUAACUAUAUGCAAGAACAAGAAAGUUUAAAUUCAAACGAAAGUAUAUCAAGGAAGAAAUUUUUAAUAUUGUUCAUCAUUCAAUGUAUAAUAAAGUUGAACAACCAAAAAUCA
This is a messenger RNA of Tetranychus urticae (two-spotted spider mite), 1933 nucleotides long. RefSeq names its product bone morphogenetic protein 2. Gene Ontology annotation, cellular component: extracellular region. The record is from RefSeq and is a predicted model, not a curated record. NCBI's taxonomy places the organism in Eukaryota, Metazoa, Arthropoda, Arachnida, Trombidiformes, Tetranychidae. Gene Ontology annotation, molecular function: cytokine activity; growth factor activity.